UUUUUACAAAAAUCAUCGAGUAUCAAUUUCACCAUUUAGGGUUUAUCGUUAACUUAACUUCCUUAAUUAUAGUUAAUUUUCGCAAUUUAGGGCUUUUCUAAGGUGGGUUAUUGAACUAUUGGUCAUUAUAUCUGCAUUUCUGAAGAUUAUAAUGAACUAUUUUGUUCAUGUUCUCAAAAGAAAAGAAUUUCCUGUGAAUUUUGGGUGCUAUUUUGUUUAUUAUCUCAAUGUAAGUAUGAAAUUGGAGUAUGUGACGCCCAUUGGAACAGAUUUGAUCAAUCCAAUUAAUUGAAAGGAAUUCUCAAAUAAUAAAUCGACGAAACGAUCAAAUAUCAGAAUAGAGGUGUCCAUCUUGAAUUCUUGUCUUCUAAAUUCUUCUUCGAGAAUGGAAUUUUGUCCCACUUGUGCGAAUUUGCUGCAAUAUGAAAUGACAAAUCCUGCUAGAUUCUUUUGUCGGUCUUGCCAUUACAUUUCUCCUAUAGAGAGAAAGGUGAAAAUUAAGAGAGGGGUGCAACUGACCAAUAAAGAGGCAACACCUAUUGCCGUGGGGAAAAAACCUGUCGGGGAUACUACUGCUGCCACUUGUCCAAAAUGUGGUCAUGGCGAAGCAGAAUUUAAACAAUUUCAAACCAGAUCGGCUGAUGAACCCAUGACAAUAUUAUACAAAUGCUUGAAGGAGGGGUGUGAAAAUAUUUGGAAAGAUGAUUAGUCACAUUAUUUCAUCACUUGUCACCUGUUCUUUGUGAAGGUUUGGUGAGCAAUCAUGUCUUUUUCCUUCAUGGUUGUUUUGUUUUCUUAUUAUAGAAUUUACCUUUUUCUUCACACAGGCAAAUUUUGCCUCUGGAGCUAGCUUAUGGUUUUCUUACCCAGAUUUCAUCUUGUAGCUCUUUAUGGAAGAUACAUGUGAAGGGCUAUAGCUUAGUUUUGGAAUUUGCGUAUGUUUAUCAGUGUUUGAGACUGCAAUACUGAUUCUUGACAACCUGGUUUGCAGUCAACUGAAAUUCAUGGUUAUGUUUGGUUUGAAAUUUUUUUUUUUUCAAAUUCAAAUUUCAUUCUCUGGAAGUGCUGAGUAGCAGGGGGAGGGAUGAGAAGGAAAACGUGACAUCCCUUUCUCAAAGACUGUUUUCUACCCUUUGACAAACUAUUUGUUACCCAAGAGAAUUUAUCACCCCUUUAUGAACCAAACUGAGGUGAACAAGAACUUGUGUUCCUGGAAAAAUGACUGUUUAUUUCAACUAUAUAGAACCCAAAUGAAUGAAUGAUGCUUGAUUGCAUGAUCUUGUUGCUAUCAUAGCAAACAUGUAUAUGGGUAAAAGUUGAUGGCUGCGACUUUUCAAGAAGUUUUUCAGCUAAUGAUGAAGGUGAAGAAUGAAGGUGCCCAUUUGCUUUUAAGUAAAUAAGUAAUAUUUGCUGCUCUGAUGUUUUAAUAUAAUGUCAUUCCUCACUUUCAGUAUUGAUAGUCAGUUACUCGUUUUAGAAUACAAUUAUGCUUUAAAUUCUCUCAGUUAGGAUUACUUGCAGUAUUUUUUGGUGCAUUAUGCAGUAUAUCACUGGUAUGAUCAAAGUAUAUAUUAUUAUGUUUUGA
Molecule: messenger RNA, 1585 nt
Organism: Chenopodium quinoa (quinoa)
Lineage: Eukaryota; Viridiplantae; Streptophyta; Magnoliopsida; Caryophyllales; Amaranthaceae
Product: DNA-directed RNA polymerase III subunit RPC10-like
Exons: 4
Coding region: 386-709 (107 amino acids)
Biological process (GO): DNA-templated transcription; termination of RNA polymerase III transcription
Cellular component (GO): RNA polymerase III complex
Molecular function (GO): zinc ion binding; DNA-directed RNA polymerase activity; nucleic acid binding
Source: RefSeq, a predicted model, not a curated record